ACUUUCUCUGACUUUCUCUCCAAGAGUUUUUCCGAGAAAACAUUUUCUUGCGCUCUCCCAGAUUUUCAGAGUCUCAAUUCUCACCAAUUCUCGCACCUAAUUACCCGCAAACAAUGAAGAAAUUAGGACUCUUCGCUGCCUCUGUUGCGGCUGUCUCCGCCACUGCAAUUUCUGCAUCUUCGUCUUCCUCAAGCUUCUCUUGCAACACCAAUUUCGAGCCUUCUACGAAAUUCAUUUUAGUAUUAUUCUCCCCUGAAUUUUACCCUGUUUUGUUGCCUGGAAAAUGAUGACCAAGAAGUUGGGUCCUUAAUUUACAACUUUCAAUUGAGCAGAUUGAAAUAGGUAUUUUUAAUGGAUAUAAUAGGUUUUUCUCAUACAUCAUUUUUAACUUAGUUGCCAUGGCUUUUCCCCUGUUUGGUUGCCUAGAAUAUUUUUGCAGAAUUUGCAACUCCAGUCCCUCUAUUUCCUAGGCAACCAAACAAAAUUUUUCAAUUUUUCUCUGUUUCACAAUAUUUGUAGAGCUUUUAUUCAUAAUUUGGUAUGAAGUUCUAUUAUUUUAGUUUUAAAAAAUUAAGGCCACCCCUUUUGUGGAAAUUCAAUAUAAUAUGUAAUGUUUGUGUGUGUAAUUUUGUAGGUGAAGAAAAAUGAGGAAAGUUCUGGAACUAAACAAUCCGUAUUGACCGAGAAAUUUGCCCCAAGAUUUGAUGGAUUGAGGUUCAUUGAAACAUUGGUCACUGCUCAUAGAUAAAGCUUUGGUCUUUUGGCUUUACCACAACUUAUUCUUACAUUAUUAAUCUAUUUUUUACCCUUUUUCAUAGGUUUUCAUUAAAACAAAAUUGAAAAAUGUCUUAUCUAGUAAGAAGUUUAGAUCAAGUUUGAGUUUUUGUAUAAAUAGGGAGGGUUUUAGAAAAGGAGAUGGAUGUUUCUAUUGCAUACCAUGCUUAUUUUAAAACUUUUGAGAGAGCAAAGAGAGAUCAAUUGUAAUAUUAGUAUCAAGUUUUGCACUGGUAAUUUCAACAGAAUUAUGAAGUUCCCCUUCUAUGUGUAGGGCUUUCUUCUAUUGUUUUUCUUUUCCUUAAAAACCUUUCUCCUACUUGUUAGAUGUGGGCCUCUUAGAAAAGAAAUGCGGAAUUGAGCUGCUGAUACUAUUCAAAAUGGUGCAUGAAGCAUGACAAUGAUAUUCUAUGCUUCGAAAUUCC
Molecule: messenger RNA, 1199 nt
Organism: Rubroshorea leprosula
Lineage: Eukaryota; Viridiplantae; Streptophyta; Magnoliopsida; Malvales; Dipterocarpaceae
Source: the annotation of a GenBank genome assembly